Molecule: messenger RNA, 744 nt
Organism: Guyanagaster necrorhizus
Lineage: Eukaryota; Fungi; Basidiomycota; Agaricomycetes; Agaricales; Physalacriaceae
Exons: 3
Coding region: 1-744 (247 amino acids)
Source: RefSeq, a predicted model, not a curated record
AUGAGCCUUACAUUUACCCAUCCACCUCAUCCUUCGGAGAGGCUGCAGCGUUCCUCUCCACUGACUUUGGCAAUUCAUGGCACCGAGGAAACUGCUAAAGACCCUCAUGCAUUCCCUACUUUUGAUGACCAAAGCUUCAUGAUACCCCAAUCGCCUGUGCUCUAUCUUCCUCCCCUUCUUUCCUCCCUGCCAGAGCGACUACAACUACCACCUCUGACAUCCUCCGACUCGCCUCCUCUUGUCACAGAGACACGUCUCCCUGAUAUCGAUCCCGCAUCACUUUCUCUUCACAAAGCCCUGCAUCAUUUCCGACCGAUAGUCUCCAAUUACGCCGCAACUCCAUAUAAGGAAGCCUUCAACUGGUCUAAUUUACGUCUCCCAAAAGAUGAAGAACGAGAGUGGUAUUGCGUCGUUUUCAGGAGCAAACGAACGCCAGGCAGCGACGGUGGCUCUCUCUAUGAUGCCGACAAAAAAGCUCACGAUGAGGCCAUUCGGAAUGGCGGCCUGAUACUUUAUUGGUACGGGAUACCCAACCAGGAGACGGGGAUGAAUCUCGCGACCUGCAUUUGGCAGAGUCGGAGACACGCUAUUGCAGCAAACUCGCGCCCUCAUCAUAUACAAGCCAUGAAACUUGCAGCUCAGUCCUACGAAAUAUACCAUCUAGAACGAUAUAUCCUACGAAAAGUGGCCGGUGAGGGAGGUGUAACAAUACAACCGUAUCAGUCGGGCGAGGUUGGAUGGUGA